AUGCCCACUCGAGCUCAAGACCCCAUCCUUGACUCCUGCUACGGCUCGGAAAAUUACACCUCCGGAAGCCAAUUCGAGAAAAAUCUGGUGAACCUCCUCCUUCCUUCCCUAGUCUCCAGUGGCUCCCGCAAUGGCUUCUUCAACACUAGUGCUGGCGACAACCCCGACAUGGUUUAUGGACUUGUUCAGUGCAGAGGCGAUAUCUCCAUGGAUGACUGCCAGAACUGCUUAUACAACUCGAGCAUACAAAUCGUCCAGAGAUGCUCAAAUACGAAGGACGCGUUCAUCUGUUACGAUAACUGCGUCUUACGCUACUCCAACCUCAACUUCUUUUCCCUGUACAAAGCUAGUCCUGUAGGAUAUCUUUGGAAUGACACCAGUGCAUCCAAUACGGAUGUUUUGGAUAAAGUAGAACUCUUGACCAGCCUUAUAAAUACGGCGUCCUCUAAGGCUUCCAGGUUCGCUACCGGGACGAUCAACACCGACUUGACCGGCAAAAGCACUGUAUAUGGUUUGGUGCAGUGUACUCUGGAUUUAACGGAGCUUGGCUGCUCCUCUUGUCUCCAGCAGAUGAUUAACUUGAUCCCUUCCUGCUGUAGUGGCAAAAUAGGAGCCCAUAUAUUUUCUGCGAGUUGUAACGUAAGAUAUGAGACUUACCCAUUCUUUGACUUAAAGUCGCUGCCACCAUUGCCUCCUCCACCACCGAUUGAAGCAGAUCCUCCGUCUAAAGAUGGGUCAGGUGACGGUAAUAUUUUUCCGUCUUUGGUUUUCCUUUCCUUGAAUUAG
Nelumbo nucifera (sacred lotus) is the source of this 786-nucleotide messenger RNA. NCBI's taxonomy places the organism in Eukaryota, Viridiplantae, Streptophyta, Magnoliopsida, Proteales, Nelumbonaceae. The record is from RefSeq and is a predicted model, not a curated record.